Molecule: messenger RNA, 2358 nt
Organism: Scomber japonicus (chub mackerel)
Lineage: Eukaryota; Metazoa; Chordata; Actinopteri; Scombriformes; Scombridae
Gene: atg16l2
Product: protein Atg16l2
Exons: 18
Coding region: 124-2001 (625 amino acids)
Biological process (GO): negative stranded viral RNA replication; autophagosome assembly
Cellular component (GO): autophagosome membrane
Molecular function (GO): protein binding
Source: RefSeq, a predicted model, not a curated record
AACAUCAGGAAGAAGAUCAACAACAUGGCGGCUCAGUGAGCGGAGACAGCGAGCACUGAGCACACAUCUGGCCGGUCUGGGAGCGUCUGUCCGCGGGAGACAGCCCGCUCUGACCGCCCACACAUGACGGAGGCAGGCCGGGGACAGACCGCGGGAGACGGCCGGGGACAGGCCGCGGGAGACGGCCGGGGACAGGCUGCGGGAGACGGCCGGGGACAAACUACGGGAGGGGGACACACUGCGGGAGACGGCCGGAGACAGGCUGCAGGAGGAGGACAGACUGCAGGAGACAGAUGGAAGAGACACAUCGUCCGACAGCUGAAGCACAGAGACCUGAACCAGCACGACAUGUUCCAGGACCUGAUCUGCUUCUACACUCGGCUGUUGCAGAAGACGUGUCUGACUAAAGGAAUCCUGAGCUGCUCCAUCAGGCAGCCCUCUGGUGACAGCAGCGUCUCGUCUCUGCUGUUGCAGAACAACCAGCUGAAGAAGACCACCGGAGAGCUGGCCUUUCAGGUGGUCGAACUGCAGCAACAAAUACAGACCAGAGAAGAAGAACUGAAGGACCAACAAGCCAGGCUCGGGGAGGAGGAGCGUCGGCUGGCGGGUGCAUUUGAUGCCCACCAGGAGCUGCAGGGGCGGGUGGAGCGGCUCCAGGAGGAGAACCGGGUGAUGAAGGUGGAGUACGACGCUCUGCUGGAGCGACAGAGACGAGCCGAGACGAGUCUGAGAGACGAGAAGCUGAGAGAAGGACACCUGCUGGAGGACGUGAUCCACCUGAAGCAGCAGGCCGCUGCACGCAUGAACAGCCGCAACGAGAGGCGCUCCAGAGCUCGAGAAGCAAAUCUGAGGAAAGAACUACAGACAGCAGCAAGGUCAAAGGUCAUCAUAGACAGCUCCUCCAGUGCUCCGUCCUCCAGAUCCACGUCUCCAAAGACCUCGUCCACAGAGCGAGGACACGCUCGUCUCUUCAGGUCAGCGUCCGCCACGUCUCCCAGGAUUCUCAAGUCCAUCAAAGACCUGUUUGAGAAGAGGCGGGGUCAUUCUGUCUGCAGUUUGGAGGAGGAUCAGUUUUGUCCCGUAGGAAUCUGUCUGUCAGCCAGAGUUCCUGUUAGAGCUCUGCAAGUCCUGGAAGCUCAUGAGCAAGGCAUCAACGCGGUGCGGUUCAGCUGCAGCUCGGACCUGCUGGCCACCGGAGGAACUGACCGGGUCAUCAAGCUGUGGGAGGUCCGCGCAGGCUCGCUGACCCACAGAGCGACUCUGGACGGCAGCACGGAGGGAAUCACCUGCAUCGAGUUCGACCCGAAGGGUCUGAGGAUUCUCGCGGCGUCAUACGAUAAAUCGGCAUUGUUGUGGCGUUUGGACGACUCUGUUCCCAAGCUGACUCUGACAGGUCACAGCAGGAAGGUGACAGCAGCGAGGUUCAGUGGUCUUCAUCAGGUGGUGACCGGCAGCGCCGACAGAACCAUCAGACUGUGGGACCUGCAGAGAGCUGCCUGUGUGCAGGUAGUUGAAGUGGCGUCAUACUGCAGCGAUCUGGUCUGCUCUGAAAACAGCAUCAUCAGCGGACACUAUGACUCCAAGAUCAGAGUCUGGGACACCAGGACGGUCAGCUGUAUCCAGGAGCUUCCCGCUCAGGGUCGAGUGACGUCAUUGGACAUCAGCUCCGACCAUCGCCAGCUGCUCAGCUGUUGCCGUGACGACUGCCUCCAGCUGGUCGACCUGAGGAGGUGGAGCAACGACCGCAUGUGCUUCAGAGCGGACGGCUUUAAAUGUGGCAGCGACAGCACCAAAGCUGUGAUCAGUCCAGACGGAUGCUUCCUGGCAGCAGGAUCAGCUGAUGGCGUCGUCUACAUCUGGAACGUCACCAACGGCAACCUGGAGACCCGCCUACCAGACAAGCACAGCUCAUCCAUCAGCGCUGUGUCCUGGUCGCUCUCCGGCCAAUACGUCGUCAGUGUGGACAAAAGUAGGCGGGCUGUUCUCUGGAGUGACAUCUGAAACGGCCAAUCCACGAGGAGUUCACGUUGUCAUGGCAACAGCUGUCAACGGGAACAUUUAAAUUUUUAUAGAAGUUUGAUAAAAGGGAUUAAAAAACAUUUAUUUUUAACAUAACGGGAAAAUGAAGAGAUUAACAAGUUUUUACAACUUUAAACUUCUUUAUUAUAUUAUUAUGAUAAAAACUUUAAAUUCAUUCCUGUUUACAUUUCCUGCUGCAGCUCAUUGGUUCUUAUUAUUUAUUUUGAUUUCUUUCAUUGUGACCUUUUAUUAAUUUAAUGAGGGAAUAUUUUAAUGUUUUAAAAUAUGUAGAAACAUUAUUGAGCUCAAAGUUCAUCAUCAUGAGUCAGUUUGUAAAUA